CUUUGCUUGCCAAACAAAUAAAACCAGCAAGGAGGGGAAGUUAGGCCAGCAGUUAAGCUGUUUGAUAUUUGGUCACCAUCUCAGCUCAAUCUCCACCUUCCUGACUUGUUCUCAACACCUUCUGUCCUUUAUUUACCACCCAUUUCCAUCUCUCCUUCCAUUCACUUUCAAGUUUCUCGUCCUCUGUUUUAGCUAAUUUGCCCGUAUUUCGGGGUUCUUUGACAAGAUAUUAGCUCUCGGUUGAAUGUUGUUCGUUGAAGUUUGAUGCUAAGGCACUUCUAUCUCUAAGCCACAUUGUUCAAGAGACUAAUUAUUCCUUCAAGAUUGAGGAUUUCAGAGUAUUUUGGGAUUCUAAUAGAAUUUGGAUACAAUGAACAGCAGUUACUUCUUCGUAGCAGAUUCUGCGUGCAACUCCGGGACUGCAGUUUCGUAUUCGGCAGUUUCUGCCAGCGGGGAAGAUGAUCAAGCGGGCAUGGCAGUGCGAAACAGGUUCUCCCGGGUUCCCUCUUCCUCGUUCUUGGCAAGGACAGCGGUGAGGGUGUCACGAGCCAGGUGGUUCAGCUUCCUGAGAAGGGUGUUUCACUACCAAAAUGGAUCAAGAUCUGAUCUUGGCUCGAACCCAUUCAAUGCCGGUUCUUGGAUGGCGAUGGAGCUGACAGCUUUGCUUGUUCAGAUUGUGAUGGUAACGUAUACUCUGGCGGUUUCCGGGGGAGAAAGGCCGGUUUGGCCCAUGAGAGUGUGGCUUUCGGGGUACGAUCUUGGCAGUGUCCUCAAUCUGGUGGUGCUUUUUUGGCGGUAUUGGGUGUUCCAUGUCAAUGCAAGAGAUAGCUUGGGCCAUUUGGACGCAGAACAGCAGAGGACUAACGAAGAACCCAGGAACUUGCAUUUCAUGAACAAAUUCCGGACCUACCUCGAGCUGUUCUUCGCGAUAUGGUUCGUGAUGGGCAAUGUCUGGCUGUUCGAUUCUCGCUCUGGGUCGUUUCGUCGAGCUCCAAAGCUCUAUCUCCUCUGCAUCUCUCUGCUCGCUUGGAAUGCAGUCUGCUACUCCUUCCCAUUCCUGCUGUUUGUCUUCCUGUGCUGCCUUGUACCCCUCGUUAGCAGCCUCCUCGGCUACAACAUGAACAUGGCGUCAGUCCAUCGAGGGGACUCUGACGAUCAAAUCUCCAGCCUACCCUCCUGGAAAUACACAGAUUUCGACACCAGUUCAGAGCUCGGAAAAUCAGUCCAAAACCAUGAAAACCCCGAAUGCUGCAUCUGUCUAUCAAAGUACAGGGAGAAGGAAGAGAUGAGACAACUGCCGUGCUCACACAUAUUCCAUCUGCAGUGUGUGGAUCAAUGGCUCAGAAUCAUAUCCUGCUGCCCUCUUUGUAAGCAACAACUAGAAGAGAGGUGAAGAAGCAGGAAAACAAGCCAGGAUUUUCCUUCACUUUCCCUCUGUUCCUCGCCCACUAUUCCAUCCAUCCCUAUAUAUUUUCCUGGGAAAACACAACCAAUCUAUUACCCUGAAUCGAUUGUAAUUAUAAGGGUUACUCGAGUGAGUGAGUUUAUUCAUUGUACAUUGGAGCUCACCAGUAACACAGAGAGCUUUCCUGGGGCGUAUAUCCAUUUGCAAGAAUCCUACAAUCAUUUGUAUUUAUUAAUUUGUUUGAAUGCUUAUAAAAUAGU
Diospyros lotus (date-plum) is the source of this 1665-nucleotide messenger RNA. RefSeq names its product E3 ubiquitin-protein ligase At1g63170-like. Bases 371 to 1393 code for a protein of 340 amino acids. The transcript has 3 exons. Lineage: Eukaryota; Viridiplantae; Streptophyta; Magnoliopsida; Ericales; Ebenaceae. The record is from RefSeq and is a predicted model, not a curated record.